Messenger RNA from Amphibalanus amphitrite, 4604 nucleotides. Its product is annotated as dorsal-ventral patterning protein Sog-like. Gene Ontology annotation, biological process: multicellular organism development. Bases 480 to 3293 code for a protein of 937 amino acids. The transcript is spliced from 14 exons. The record is from RefSeq and is a predicted model, not a curated record. Lineage: Eukaryota; Metazoa; Arthropoda; Thecostraca; Balanomorpha; Balanidae. Gene Ontology annotation, molecular function: protein binding.
AGGUGCCCACUGGCCACACACCGACCAGCCGCCAGCGAGCGGCCAUUCUUGUUAGCGGAUGGUGAAAGACAUCACAAUCAAUGGGAGCGCCCGGCAGAUAAAACAGGAGCCGGCCUGUAAACCUUCAUAAAACAGCAGAUCGGAUGCAACCGGUGCAAGCAAAUGGUUGACAAACAGGCCCUGGGGAGGGCGAGGGCCGGCCGGCCGGCGCGGCGGCGCGCCGGUGUGCCUCUCGUUGGGCGGGCGGCGCGUCCCCCGGACGCAGGCGCGCGGCAGCGUCCGAGGCUGUACGGCGGCCGGGUACAUACGGCGGCGGGCCGCGGCGCUGGCCAGUGCCCAAGUGACGCCCGUCGCGUGCAGUGGCUGGUGCGGAGCGGCCGACGUGGAAUGCCCCCGCGCCGACCCGGUGCUGCCACAUCACUCGGCGAGCCUCAGUGAGACGCAGAGAGGGACACCGUCCGCCGCCGAACACAGCCGAGAUGCGCCUGCCGCUGCUGUUUCUGCUGGCCGUGGCCGCCUGCGUGGCGGUCAGCGAGGCCAAGCCGCGCCGCCGACCCAAACCGCCCAUCAAAGGAGACGACUACAGCCGACCGGGCCGCCGCCGUCACCGCAAGUCAUCAGUAUGCCACUUCGGAAAGCAGACCUACGAGCUGGAGGCCAUGUGGAACCCCGACCUGGGCUCGCCGUUCGGCGUCAUGUACUGCGUCCAGUGCGAGUGUGUACCGAUCCAGCGCAAACGACGCGUCGUUGGCCGGGUCAAGUGUCGCAACAUCAAGCGUGACUGUCCCAAGCCCAACUGCAAGAACCCGGUGAUGCCGGUCGGGGAGUGCUGCAAAACCUGCAUGGACGACGCGUCGAGGGCCCGAUCACGAAUCGACAUGGUGGAAGAAGACGACGAGCCUAACGGAAAGGAGUUCGCCGUUCUGAUGACGGGCCUGUCCUCCUACAACUCCACGGGCAGUCCGUCCAGCAUCACCAACGCGCUGGCCACGGGCCGCUUCCGUCUCGCGCGCCGCCAGCUCACCUACUCCUUCUACUACGAGCGGAUGCCACGCCGACCCGACCGCAUCGUCUUCUUCGACGAGAAGGUGCGCAUCGUCGAGGAGUUGACAACGUCGGCGACCGAGUACGAGACAGAGAGCCAGAAGGUGUGCGGCGUGUGGAAGAAGGUGCCCCGCCGCUACCGUCGGAAGCUGAAGGGCGGCCAGCUGCACGUGGGACUGGCGUACGGAGAGCCGGAGGAGGAGGGCGUCGAACAGCUGGACCUGGCCGUCAGCGGCAAAAUCCUCAGGUACCGCGGACUGCAGACGGAGAAGUUCAGCGCCCUGCUGGCACCUCCGGAGGACCAGCCCGGCGCGUCCUCCGGCGCCGGCGGCACCGCCAUCGUCUCGCUGGCCUCUCAGACUGGCAGCUUCCACAUCACGCUGGUCACACACGGCCUCUGGGGACCGGAAGAGACGGGAGAUGGACCGCUCGUGGUGCAGAUGAGCGCCAGAAACUCGGGAAAGAUGUCCAUGGACCGACAGAUCGACGCCAACAAGGUCACGGAGGAUGAGACCAUCAUCGAGGCCAAGACUUCCCUGCUGCCGGAAGAAAUGCGUCGACUGGCGCGCGCGCAGCUGCACCUCAAGGUGUUCUCACGCACCCACCCGGACCGCCAGCUAGAGGGUAUUAUCAUGCCCCGCAUCGGCUGUAACGUGUUCUCCGCGCUGCUGUCGGGCGUCAAAUCCAACGACAAGACACCACCGGCGACCACCGCCUCGGGCCUGGCGACGUUGCGCCUGUGGAACGACGGCCGACUCGACUACGCCAUCCGACUGAUCGACGUGCGCUCGACGGUGCUGCGCAUCAGCAUCGAGACCGACCUGCGGCGACGCGCUGGCGGCGGCGCCCGGCCAGCUUACGAGGUCGACGACGUCCUGCCGCAGUACCUCAACGGCUGGGCGAACGGCACGCUGCGCCGCAUGGUGGCCAGGGACGUGGAGGCACUUCUUGACGAGGAUCUCUACAUCAACGUCGGCACAGAGCAGUACAGGAGCGAGCUGAGAGGUCGCGUCACUCAGCUGACCGUCAGCGAGGCACGUCAGUCGGACGCGCCCAUCAUGCUGACGUCGAGGAACUCUUCUUCGGCGGGCGUCGCCUGGAUGGCUGUGGACGACGACUGCGCACUGCACUACAAAGUUCAGGUGGCUGAUCGAACGCCUGGCAACCGACGCAUCGAGCUGGUCGAGUUUCCCGGCCGGAAACGUCGCCAGCGCGUCUUGGCAGAGUUUGGCGGAUCUCGCGCCGAGAAUCGCAUCAACAACCUGCCCAAGACCACCAUGAUGCGUAUGGAGAAAGGCCAAACCGUUGUCAAGGUGGUGCCGCUCAACGGAGAUGACGAGAUGAGCAGCGAACAUGCGAAGGUGUUCGUGCCAAAGUCGUGUCUGCCGACGCGGCGCAUCCGUCUGGACAACUACCACAUGGACGGUGACGAUGGCUUGGAGAACGAGAUCCAGCGCUCGUACGACUGCGAAUAUGAAAAUCAAAUAUACGAGGAAGGCACUCAGUGGGAGGCCUCUCACGAGAGCUGCAAGAUCUGCAGCUGCACCCACGGCAAGGUGUCCUGCGAGCGGAUCCUGUGUCCGACGCUCACCUGUCGGAACCAGCACACACCCAACGGCUCCUGCUGCCCCGUGUGCGACGGUGACGAGCCGGAGGAGGCCGAGGUGGCCAACGAUCCGACCGAGGGCUGCCUGCUGGCCAACCGGUUCCGAGCCGUCGGCUCCAUUUGGCACCCGUACGUGCCGCCGUUUGGCUUCAACAAGUGCGUCACCUGCACGUGUCAGCUGGGUUCCGCGCCGGGCGACUACCAGGUGUCGUGUUCGAAGCCGCCGUGUCCCGACCUGGACUGUCCGGGCCGCGAGUACAUGCCGUCGGGCGCCUGCUGCCGCGAGUGCCGGCCCGUCGCCAAGAUUGAACCCCGCAUCCUGGCCAGUACUUAUAGAGGCGCAAUGGGCGACGAGGCUCACGAAAUGAGCCAGGAAGAAAUCCUGCAGGCAGGAGGCUGCAGAAAGGGCACCAUGGUCUACCGCAACGGAGACACCUGGCACCCACGCAUCGCCACCAUUGGACUGAUGCCUUGCAUCACCUGCAGAUGUCGGGACGGCAGCAAGAUGUGCGGCCGAACACGCUGUCCAGAGCUCAACUGCCGCAACACCAAGGAGGUUCCGGGCCAGUGCUGCCCGGUCUGCGUCGAUCACAAUAAACCGACCGAGAAAAAGGCCACCAGGCGGCGCCGCAGUCAAGUGUGAACGCCGCAGAGGGCGCCACCAGCGGGCGCCAGUGUCGAGCGCAGACUGGAAAGUACAAAGCCGAAACAUUGCGUGCAAUGUGACGAGGCGCUGGACGCGGCUGCGUCACAAAUGACGUCACGGAAUGCUGCCGUGACGUCACGUGCCGACUGCGGGCCGGCUCCGGCAGCCAGGCGGUCGCGCCGGGUCAGGCGGCCACCGGUGCUGUAUUUAUUCACUGUAAUGUGUUGCCCUGGUGACACUACGCCACACGGCCGGCGCCAGGCGCGCAAACAUGCAUACCUGUACAUAACUAGUGCCAUAGCGGUAAGUGUCAUUAGCGUUUGGCGGAGUGUUGCGCGCGCGGCGGCGCUGCGGGCUGGCGCGGGGCCGCCUCGUCCGCUCGGCCGGCGGACGGGCGGGCCUCGUCCUCGUCUCGCCUCAGCGCAGCGGUGGCAAGAAAUGGAACUGUACGCUUAUUGUUGGGUGCCGUCCUGGCGGUGGCAGGCGCCGGUCAAUUAUUUUUGUAAACACGCGUGUCCGGCGUUUGUUGGAGCUUGUGCGAGAGAGACUAGCGGGCCCCGAGCCAACGUGAGAGUGAGAGGAGCGCCAUGAGUGAGUGAGAAUGGCGCCGCUGGACGCGAGGUAGAGUGACAGAGACGCUGAGCGAGAGUGAGCCGAACCAGGGAACGAACUCUGCUGAACUCGAGCGAGGCUGGAGGGACAAAGGCUCACUUCCCUACCCUCUUGUGAUCAGGAAACCACUUGUGACUGUGAGCGAGCUGACACGAGAAUCGAAGAACUGCAACCGUUACUCGUUUUGUCGCGGACUGAACUGAGAAUUUCGAGAGAAACAAUAGUGUGAGCAGCCGAUUCCGGCCGCCGGUAUCCGAGUUGUUGUGCGUAAGCCGAGGCUUCGCGGCCGAAGCGGGCGUCGUCGAGUCAGAUGUUGUUCUCAGGGUCGUCUGUUAUAAGUCUGACAGUGAGAUGGUCGGCGGUGUUUUGUGCAGCGUGCUGCUGCUAGCGAGCGCGCCGGGCACUGCGCCAGUGCGGCACCACAUUAACCGAGCAGGGCUGCGAGCGUGGCGGCAGCGCGACGGUCCCUGCCUCCGGGGUGCGUCCGGGCGUCUCUCGUCCCACCGUCCUUCAGAGAGGUGCCGGGCGCCCUGCGGGACGUCUCUCCGGAGUGGUCGGCUCUCCGGGCUGGCUCCCCGGCGGUCAGCUGGCCCUAUGGCCGGCACCAUGUGAUACGACCGACAAUAGGAGCGGGGGCAGAGCGCUGCACCGCCGCCGCCACGUAGUCGUGCCAUGUAAAAUACAGCCAGGCAGUCA